Molecule: messenger RNA, 4533 nt
Organism: Vespula pensylvanica (western yellowjacket)
Lineage: Eukaryota; Metazoa; Arthropoda; Insecta; Hymenoptera; Vespidae
Product: polyamine-transporting ATPase 13A3-like
Exons: 18
Coding region: 665-4378 (1237 amino acids)
Biological process (GO): intracellular calcium ion homeostasis; polyamine transmembrane transport
Cellular component (GO): membrane
Molecular function (GO): polyamine transmembrane transporter activity; P-type transmembrane transporter activity; ATP hydrolysis activity
Source: RefSeq, a predicted model, not a curated record
GAAUGAAUGAAAGAGGUGGGGGAAAUUCGAGAUGACAACGUAAGAGCCGAAGAGUUUGAAAUAUCACGCUUAUAGCCGCAGUACUCGUUUGAGUUUGACGUGAAACAGGUGUGUUAGCGUUCAUUUCAAGUUAUGACUUCGUGCUUUGAAGAAGAAACAUAAAAAGAGUCUCAUAUAAAAUCAUACUCGACAAACACGAAUUUCAUUGAGUUCGAUUGGUAUCAACUUUGCGCAACUCGGACGCUCCUUUCGAUUUCUAUUUAAAUUUUAUUUAGCAUUAAUGCUUUUAGUUCGUUUCUUCCUCUUUCUCAACUAUCUUUUUAAUUUUUCUCUCCUUUCUUAACUAUUGCGUAAUCUCAAAGGAAAGAAGGAUUGGAUUGUCACUGUUAUAAUAUUCGUUAAAAGUCCGUUGAAAAUUAAACACCGAAAAUUAAUCUCAAGACAUUUCGGUUAUGUCCAGAUCCGCGCGAAAAGCGCGGAGGGCGUUUUAAAAAAAAGAAGCUGGAAUUAUUUGUGCCUCAAGAAAAGAUACAGUCAAAUUGGUGCAAUUAAAGGAAGAGAAAUUUUCUAAGCUGACAACUACGUCUUGAAAAAGCGAAAAUUUCUAAUACACAAUCGCUGACCUUAUUUAAAUAAACGAUCUCGAAGCAAUCUCGAGGCGAUUAUGAGCGAUUCGAAUGACACAAAGAAUGAUGAACAGUCGAAAAUAGACUGUCAAAAAAUCCAAACUGGCCAAGAUGAAGAUAUACAGGUAUAUGGAUUUGAAAGGAGUGCAUUGAAAACGAUUAUAAUUUAUAUUUCUUAUAUAUUAACUGUCGGUUUCGUAAGACUUCUUUUCCAUUGGUAUCCGCGAUUGUAUUUGUAUGCAACACAUAGGAAAUGCCCUUUAGAGGAAGCCACAAAAUUGCUUGUGAUCGAUGACUAUCAAGGAAGGUAUAAAUCCUAUUUCGUGAAAAACGUUAAGACAAUAUCUACUGAAAAUGUGAGUGACAAAUCAUUCAGUUCAAUUUUGGGAAGUAAUAGUAUAAACUUACUUAAAAGUGUCAAAAAUAAGAAACUUAAGCUUACUUUAGAAAAUGGUACAAAAUCUGAAGUAACAGAGUAUAAAGCAUUUUGGUGUAAAAAACAAUGUUAUAUUUGGGAUGUUACACAAAAUACAUUUUCCAAACUUGUUGGUCUUGACAAAUAUACAUUGUGUUCAGACCUUCAUCUUGGUCAGAACAAGGGACUCUCUAAGGAAGAACAAUUCCUAAGGCGAAUUGUCUAUGGAAACAAUGAGAUUGUUGUGCCAGUGCAAAGUAUAGGUGUAUUAUUGUUAUUGGAAGUUUUAAAUCCUUUUUACAUCUUUCAAGUAUUUACUUUAGCAGUAUGGUUUGCCGAAGAAUACCUUUACUACACCAUUGCUAUAAUAUGCAUGUCUCUUUUUGGAAUUACAAGUUCCAUUUUGCAAACACGUAAAAAUCAACUGAAUCUGAAAGGAACUGUGGCCUCUUUCGAAAAUGUUAGAGUAUAUCGAAGUUCAGGUAUAUUUGAGAGCAUUUCAAGUAAUGAACUAGUACCAGGUGAUAUUAUAGAAUUACCAAAUCACCAUGGAACAGUUGUUUGUGAUGCAGUAUUAUUAACUGGACAGUGUAUAAUAAAUGAAUCUAUGCUAACUGGUGAGUCUGUACCAGUUUCAAAAACACCAUUACCAUCAAAUCAAGUGCCAUAUGAUUCAAAACAAUCUUCUCAUCAUACAUUGUACAGUGGAACUACUAUAAUUCAAACUAGAUGCUAUGGGAAUAAUCCAGUUCUUGCAAGAGUCAUUAGAACAGGUCUACAAACUAAUAGAGGUGCAUUAGUUGCAGCUAUAUUAUAUCCACCACCAGCAGACUUCAAAUUCGAUCAAGAUUCGUAUAAAUUUAUUGGCAUACUAGCAUGUGUUGCCACUUGUGGCUUCAUAUAUACAGUUGUUACCAAGGCCUCAAGAGGAAUUACAGCAGGUGAUAUUGCAAUUAAAGCUCUAGAUAUAAUUACAAUAGUUGUUCCUCCAGCUUUACCAGCUGCAAUGACAGUAGGAAAAUUAUAUGCACAAGCAAGAUUAAAACGUACACAAAUAUAUUGUAUCAAUAAUAGGGUCAUUAACGUCUGUGGGAGCAUUAAUUGUGUGUGUUUUGAUAAGACUGGAACGCUGACAGAGGAUGGCUUAGAUAUGUGGGGUGUUGUGCCAUGUACAAAUGGUAACUUAGAAGAAUCAGAGAAGAAUAUAUCAAAACUACAACAUCAUUCUCUUUUUGAGGGUAUGUUAGUAUGUCACAGUCUAAAUAUCAUUAAUGGCAAACUUUGUGGGGAUCCAUUGGAUGUUAAGAUGUUUGAAAGUACUGAAUGGAUAUUGGAAGAAUCUGAUACAACACAAUCAGAUAAAUAUGAUCUCGUGACACCAACAGUAGUGAAACCGCCAAAAAAUAAUAAUUUUACAGAAAAUAUGAAUAAAAUUUCAGAAAUUGGUAUUGUGCAACAAUAUCAAUUUUCAAGUUCGUUACAACGAAUGUCUGUGAUAGUACGCAUUCUAGGAUCUGACCAUUUUAAAGCAUAUACUAAAGGAUCUCCUGAAAUGAUAUUUAGUUUAAGUAAACCAGAAACACUACCGAAAAACAUAAUAACAACCCUGAAAACUUAUACAGAGCAAGGCUAUCGUGUAAUAGCUAUGGGGCAAUCUACAAUAAUUGAAAAUGGUGCAAAGAUAUCAAAAAUGACACGAGACGAGGUCGAACAAAACUUGGAAUUCCUAGGUUUAGUUAUCUUAGAAAAUAGAUUAAAAGAACCAACAAUUUCAGUUAUAAAAGAACUUAGAGAAGCUAACAUGCAUGUAAUAAUGAUCACAGGCGAUAAUAUACAAACUGCAGUAAGUGUUGCAAAAGAGUGUGGUAUACUUUUACCUAAUGAAACAAUUAUAGAUGUAGUCAUAGUUCCAAAUCAAUUUAAAAAAUCCGAACCAGAAAUAUUUUUCAAUGCACAAAAUAUAACUCAAAAAUUGAAUCUUCGAGACAAAAGACAUAUGAUACCAAUAUUAGAUGAUAUGGAACAAGGAAUAGAUAUAAAAAAUUAUAGAUUUGCUUUAACUGGACAAACAUGGCAAUUGCUAAAAGAAUGUUAUCCUGAUAUUGUGCCAAAAAUUUGCGUAAGGGGAGCAAUAUUUGCAAGAAUGACAAGUGAUCAAAAACAACAAUUGAUUCUAGAACUUAUGCAACUUGGUUAUUAUGUGGUUAUGUGUGGAGAUGGCGCAAAUGAUUGUGGAGCAUUAAGAGCAGCUCAUGCAGGUGUAUCUCUUUCAGAAGCAGAGUCAAGUGUGGCUAGUCCUUUUACUUCAAGAAUACCUGACAUAACAUGUAUUCCUAAAGUCAUACGACAAGGACGAGCUGCUUUAGUCACAUCAUUUGGAAUUUUCAAAUUUAUGGUUGCAUAUUCCCUAACAGAAUUUUUGUCUGUUAUAAUUUUAUAUUCAAUAGACUCUAAUUUGACAGAUUUGGAAUUUUUAUUUAUUGAUAUUUUUUUGAUUGUAAAUUUUGCUUCCUUUUUUGGAAAAACACAAGCAUAUGACAAAAAACUUGCUAAAAAUCCACCAAUGACAAGUCUCUUGAGUUUCACACCACUAUUGUCUUUAACAAUGCAUAUGUUAAUAAUGACAACAUUUCAAGCAAUAGCAUAUCACACAGUACGGUAUUUCUCUUGGUUUACACCUUUUGUUCAUACCAGUAAUAUUGGGUAUACAUGUUAUGAAAACUACUCAGUUUUCUGUAUAUCUAUGUUUCAAUACAUUACGAUGGCAAUAAUAUUCUCACGUGGUAAACCAUAUAGGCAACCUAUUUAUACAAAUGGUGUGUUUACAUUUUCUAUUGUUCUUUUGAUUUCAAUUUGUAUAUAUAUUACAAUUUAUCCUGCAAAUUGGGUAAUAAAUUUGUUACAAUUACUUGUACCUCCAGACUAUAAUUGGAGGAUUAUAAUCUUAGUACUUGCUUUAGCAAACUUUUUUAUGUGCUUAAUUGUUGAAACUUUAAUAAUAGAGUAUGGGAUAGAAAAGAAACUAAUUCCAAAAUUUUAUCGUCCUGAAAAAUCUAAGAAACAUUAUUUAAAAAUAGAGUAUGAAUUACAUAAUAAUCCAAAUUGGCCAAAGUUGGAUAAUGAACUACCAGUUUUACCAAUUACACCAAGUGUUGAAAAUAUUAUUAAAACAAUAUACCUAGAAACUUCAGAAUGUGCAAAUACUGUAAAUAAUCAAAAAUAUAAUGAACAAAAAGUAUUAAAACGUUUAAAUGACAUAAAAAAAAAUGGUAUUGACAAUCAAGGAUUUGUAGAAGAUUCAUUGAUCGAAAAUGUGAGCAUUAUCACUAGAUUUUAAAUAUUCAACAAAAAACAAUUUAUGUUAAAUGUUGAUCGAUUUGUAAGGAUGUAACAGAAUAUAUUUAAUCAUAUGUAUAUAUACUUUAGCACAGUAUUUAUUGUAAGUAUUGUUAAUUUUUAAAAUGACGAAAAUUUUAUUAAAUAAGUAAAUAA